Messenger RNA from Penicillium malachiteum, 2691 nucleotides. It is a transcript of the gene sey1, whose product is annotated as dynamin-like GTPase SEY1. The coding region runs from base 1 to 2691 and encodes 896 amino acids. The transcript has 4 exons. Gene Ontology annotation, molecular function: GTP binding; GTPase activity. Gene Ontology annotation, biological process: endoplasmic reticulum membrane fusion. NCBI's taxonomy places the organism in Eukaryota, Fungi, Ascomycota, Eurotiomycetes, Eurotiales, Aspergillaceae. Gene Ontology annotation, cellular component: endoplasmic reticulum. The record is from RefSeq and is a predicted model, not a curated record.
AUGACUGAACGCCCGGCGGGAUUGGGCAGGAACCCAACCGCGCCUCCUAUUAUGGCAAAUGGCCACUUUGCAACGAUCGGCGAUAAUGCGGAUGCCGCCGCCGCUUAUGAGCAUGGUGUGCAGGUCAUUGAUGGAGACAAGGAGUUCAAGUACGACCACCACAUUUCCACUUCCCCAUUCGCCAUUGAAUUUCAUCCGAACCUUGCGAAGUACCUCUCCCUCGAAGAAGUCACCCAAGCCGGCUUCAACUACCACCUCAUCUCUGUGUUCGGCUCGCAAUCGACGGGAAAGUCCACCUUGCUGAAUAACUUGUUCGGCACACAGUUCUCGGUUAUGUCGGAAUUAGAGCGAAGGCAGACUACCAAGGGAAUUUGGCUGUCAAAGAAUAAGAAGCAGGGGGAGGCUUCCUCAGCUGAUGGAGAGCGCAUGGCGGACAAUAUCCUAGUGAUGGAUGUUGAGGGUACAGACGGUCGUGAGCGCGGCGAAGACCAGGAUUUUGAGCGCAAGAGUGCUCUCUUUGCGCUUGCGACUAGUGAGGUGCUCAUUGUCAACAUCUGGGAGCACCAGGUGGGGCUGUACCAAGGAGCCAAUAUGGGUCUCCUGAAGACCGUCUUUGAGGUAAAUCUGCAGCUAUUCCUCAAGGACAAGAAUACCACCCACCGAUCCCUCCUAUUCUUUGUCAUUCGUGACUUCAUCGGUACCACCCCGCUCAAGAACCUCCAGAAGACACUAUUGGAAGACCUGUCUCGUCUGUGGGAUACAAUCUCGAAACCUGCUGGCCUCGAGAAGUCAACCAUCCACGAUUACUUCGAUUUCCAGUUUUACGGUCUCCCACACAAAGGUUACCAGGCGGAACAAUUCGUGGCGGAAACUAAGAAGCUUGGUCUGCGCUUUCGCGAGGGUCAUCGCGACCCGAAGAGAGAUGCGCUCAAGGGCGAAUUCUCAGAAGGGGGCGUCUUUCUGCCCGAAUACCACCGCCGUAUCCCAGCUGAUGGAUUUUCGCACUACGCUGAGGGUAUUUGGGACCAAAUUGUCAACAAUAAAGACUUGGAUCUGCCUACACAGCAAGAGCUCCUUGCUCAGUUCCGUUGCGAUGAAAUUUUGCGAGAAGUCAUGAUUGGAUUUGAUGAGGCCAUUACUGCCUUUGAGGACAAACAAGCCGAGGCCGUUCGAUCAGGCGCCCCCGAGGUACUUGGAGGACUGGGUGCAGCUAUGCGGGCUGCGCGCUCGAAGACUCUGAAGGCUUUUGAGGUCGAAGCUAGUCGGUACCACAAGGGUGUCUAUCAGCGCAAGAAGGCCGAGUUAGAGAACAAAGUCGAUACCCGCUUGAAGGUGCUAUUCCAUGGUCAAAUAUCCGCUGCGCAUAAGUCCGGUAUCCGUGAUUUCAGCGACGCCGUUACCGACGCUGUCAAGUCUGGCCAGAAGAAGGGUGGGAACUACGACUUCGCCGAGAUUGUGAACAAGGAAACCAAUUCUUCGCUGGAGAAAUUUGAGGAAAUUGCCCGUUCCACACUAGUGGAAGGUACAUCUUGGAGUAACUAUAAGCAGGAAUUGAAGCUUUACGAAAAGGAGCUUUCUGAAGUCAGUGCGCGCCUGCGCCGAGACGAGAUGAGACGUUUGGCUAGUCGUGUUGAACGUUGGGUGCAAUCUCGCUUGGGUGAAUCUGUCGGGCUUGAGUUUAACAGCCUUGGUUCUGGUCGCGCUGGUGCAGGUGCCCCAGAAAACGGAGAGAAGCCUACUGAAAAGCAAUUUUGGGAUCGUGUAUGGAAUGUGUUUGUUGAGACCGUUCUCGAUGCGGAACGAAGAUUCACGGACCGGGCCAGUAGCUUUGAUGCCAGCCUUGAAGAGGUUGAUGUUGGGUUGUGGCGCUUGCGACGCAAGUCUUGGGGCGUUAUGCGUGCUAAGAUUGAUGAAGAAAUGACCGAGGGUAACUUAUUGUUAAAACUGCGCGAGAACUUUGAGGACAAGUUCCGCUAUGAUGAUGAGGGUGUGCCGCGCAUCUGGCGCCCUACCGACGAUAUCGAGGGCGUUUAUACUCGUGCUCGCGAGUCCACUCUAACACUGAUCCCCCUUCUUUCUCGAUUCCGUCUUGCUGAAACGUCCGCUCCUCCUCCGCUUGAUCGGUGGGUUGGCCACACUCCUAGCUCGGCGACAGCUGCAGACGAGGAGGACUUGCCGCCCAUUGGAGGUAUCGAUGAAGACGAAGGCAAAAGUCUGGAGGAGGAGAUGACCAUCCUUGGUGAUGCUAAGCGCCAGGAGCUCACCGUGCGCUUCAAGAAGGCUGCCGAUGGUGUAUAUGUUGAAGCCAAGCGGAGUGCCAUUGGCGGUAUGACCCAAGUUCCUCUCUACUUCUAUGGCCUGCUGCUUGCCUUGGGAUGGAAUGAGAUCAUUGCUGUUCUUCGCAACCCGGCAUACUUCCUCCUGCUGUUUGUUUGUGCCGUGGGUGCCUAUGUCACCUACCAGCUCAACUUGUGGGGACCUAUCCUGAAGAUGACCGAGGCUGCAUCUCACCAGGCAAUUGAGGAAGGCAAACGCCGUCUACGGGACUUCCUUGAAUCUUCAGAUACUGGCCGACAAGCAAUGGCCAUGUCGGCUGAACGGACGGGCACCUCAGGUCGCGGCGAGGAGUACGAGAUGUCUGAUAUGCAAAAGCGUGGCACGCAGGCCAACGACGACCUGGAUGACUUGUAA